AUGUCAGAUACAAAUACCCCAGCAUCCACCUCUACCUCCGUCAUUGAAAAUGAGUCUGUGAUGCUAGCAGAAGAAAUUAAGAAAUAUAGAAUGAAAGAGCUUAUCGAUUUCUUGCAUAAGGAAGAGAACUUGGAUCUUGUACAGGAAGAUUAUGAUAUAAUCAAGAAGGAGAGAAUUAAUGGCCGUGACUUUCUCAAGAUAAGUAAAGAAGAUCUUCGUA
Messenger RNA from Entrophospora candida, 220 nucleotides. The record is from the annotation of a GenBank genome assembly. Lineage: Eukaryota; Fungi; Glomeromycota; Glomeromycetes; Entrophosporales; Entrophosporaceae.